AUGGCUUCGAAGAAACAUCGGAAACGUGAGAGGCUGGGAGGAGAAGUUCAGACAAGAGGGUGCAUCUUCGACGUGGAAGAGCCCCACCUUUUCCUUGCCGUGUAUUCUGCUCGGUGCCGCCGCUUGCCAGUGCUCGCCGCCGCCGUUCGGUCGCUGCCUGCCUCCGCACCGUCGCCGCCGCUCGGUCGCCGCCUGCCUCCGCACCGCCGCCGCCGCUCGGUCACCGCCUGCCUCCGCACCGCCGCCGCCGCUCGGUCGCCACCUGCCUCCGCACCGCCGCCGCCGCUCGGUCGCCGCCUGCCUCCGCAACACCGCCGCCUCUCGGUCGCCGCCUGCCUCCGCACCGCCGCCGCCGCUCGGUCGCCGCCUGCCUCCGCACCGCCGCCGCCGCUCGGUCACCGCCUGCCUCCGCACCGCCGCCGCCGCUCGGUCGCCGCCUGCCUCCGCAACACCGCCGCCUCUCGGUCGCCGCCUGCCUCCGCACCGCCGCCGCCGCUCGGUCGCCGCCUGCCUCCGCACCGCCGCCGCCGCUCGGUCACCGCCUGCCUCCGCACCGCCGCCGCCGCUCGGUCGCCGCCUGCCUCCGCAACACCGCCGCCUCUCGGUCGCCGCCUGCCUCCGCACCGCCGCCGCCGCUCGGUCGCCGCCUGCCUCCGCACCGUCGCCGCCGCUCGGUCGCCGCCUGCCUCCGCAACACCGCCGCCGCUCGGUCGCCGCCUGCCUCCUCACCGCCGCCGCCGCUCGGUCGCCGCCUGCCUCCUCACCGCCGCCGCCGCUCGGUCACCGCCUGCCUCCGCACCGCCGCCGCCGCUCGGUCACCGCCUGCCUCCGCAGCGCCGCCGCCGCUCGGUCGCCGCCUGCCUCCGCACCACCGCCGCCGCUCGGUCGCCUCCUGUUGGUGCUCGCCACCGCAUUCUCCAGCUGGUAAAAAUUGAAAACAGCUACAAAUUCUGGCCUCAGAGGACUGAAAAGACUGAAAUCGUUAGUAUGAAUAAGCCACAAUUUGUUUGCAAGCAGCCUACUAUUGACGCUGUCAGGGACACUGCAUGGAAGAAUAAUGGUGGAAAUCCUGUGCAGCCACAAGUAGAGCGAAAUGAAAAAGUGUUUGGAUAUGUGGAAAAGUGCACAAGUUUCAACCUCAGCCACGUUGAUUUUGUGUCAGACAUCAUGUGGGGCGGUGGGUAA
Messenger RNA from Schistocerca gregaria, 1185 nucleotides. Its product is annotated as serine/arginine repetitive matrix protein 1-like. Bases 1 to 1185 code for a protein of 394 amino acids. The transcript has 3 exons. The record is from RefSeq and is a predicted model, not a curated record. Lineage: Eukaryota; Metazoa; Arthropoda; Insecta; Orthoptera; Acrididae.